Molecule: messenger RNA, 1152 nt
Organism: Fundulus heteroclitus (mummichog)
Lineage: Eukaryota; Metazoa; Chordata; Actinopteri; Cyprinodontiformes; Fundulidae
Gene: twist1b
Product: twist family bHLH transcription factor 1b
Exons: 2
Coding region: 157-666 (169 amino acids)
Biological process (GO): regulation of transcription by RNA polymerase II; developmental process
Molecular function (GO): protein dimerization activity; RNA polymerase II transcription regulatory region sequence-specific DNA binding; DNA-binding transcription factor activity, RNA polymerase II-specific
Source: RefSeq, a predicted model, not a curated record
AAGUUUCUCCACUAACAGAAGAGUUUUUUCCUCCAAGGAGCCUAUUUAUGGAUUGUUUUGCGGCGGAUCUUUCAGGUGGACCAUCUCCCUGACUUCUCAUGAGAGGGGAGUGAAUUCUCGGAGCCCUCUCUGGCCCUGCGUCCUCUCAGGUGGGAGAUGUCUGAGGAAAAUCUGGGGGAAGAGUCGGGAAGCUCCCCCGUCUCUCCUGUGGACAGCCUGAGCAACAGCGAGGGGGAGCCGGACAGGCGGCCGAAGAGAAGCGGCGGGAGGAAGCGGAGGACGAGCAGGAAAAGCGGGGACGACUCGGACAGCCCGACCCCGGGGAAGAGAGGCAAGAAGUCCGGCAGCAGCAGCCCCCAGUCCUUCGAGGAGCUCCAGUCGCAGCGCGUCAUGGCCAACGUGCGGGAGCGACAGAGGACCCAGUCCCUGAACGAGGCGUUCGCGGCCCUGCGCAAGAUCAUCCCCACGCUGCCCUCGGACAAACUGAGCAAAAUACAGACCCUUAAACUCGCGGCCAGGUACAUCGACUUCCUCUGCCAGGUGCUGCAGAGCGACGAGCUGGACUCCAAGAUGUCAAGCUGCAGCUAUGUGGCUCACGAGAGGCUGAGCUACGCCUUUUCCGUUUGGAGGAUGGAGGGCGCUUGGUCCAUGUCUGCAUCUCACUAGCAUCUGGAGACGUUUUGUUCUCUCUCUUUCUUUUUUUUUUUUCCUGCCCAAAAUGGUAUGACUGCUGAAUCUGCUUCUCAAAUUCUGAAGGGACAUUCUGGAGUCCAAUGCUGGAAACAUGGGAUCACUCAAACCAAAGACGACUCUGAGGCUCUGCAUGCGUGGGGACCAUUUUGAAAUAUAUAAAUAUAUAGAGAGGCCCGGAGGCCGGGCCCCCAUUCUGAUGAGCUUCAAUGUUGUUGACGAAGAAUGUUGGAAAUAUAUGUUUUGUUUUUUCUUUUAUUCUGUCUUUAUUUUUGUUGAAUGCAUACAUUUUGACUUUUUUUUUUAAUGAGACCAAAUUGCCUAUAGCUGAUGGGUGACUUUGUGGAACUAACCUGUGCAACAACAAAAAGAAGAGAGAAAGAAAGAGGAAAAGUUUCAGAAUGCAUUUAUUUAUUUAUUGAAGAAACCUGUUAUCUUGAGAAAUAAAUCCUGUGUCUGGAA